Messenger RNA from Camarhynchus parvulus, 1770 nucleotides. It is a transcript of the gene PLEKHO1, whose product is annotated as pleckstrin homology domain containing O1. Gene Ontology annotation, biological process: regulation of myoblast fusion. Gene Ontology annotation, cellular component: ruffle membrane; muscle cell projection membrane. The transcript has 6 exons. The record is from RefSeq and is a predicted model, not a curated record. NCBI's taxonomy places the organism in Eukaryota, Metazoa, Chordata, Aves, Passeriformes, Thraupidae. Bases 267 to 1562 code for a protein of 431 amino acids.
GUCACGGGCGUGCGGCUAUAGAUGGAGCUCGGGAGCCCGGCGCAGCCCAGCGCAGCCCCCCGAGCUGCGGGAUGGUGGCGGCGGGGGGGGACGCGGCGGCGGCGAUGGCUCAGAGCACCGGACCGGGCUCCGUGUAACGGGAGAGGGGCCCUGAGCCACGCGCGGCGAAGGCAGCGCGGAUCCCGGGUAUUCCCCCGUGCCAGGAGGUCGCGGGAACCCCUCUGCGACCCCCGCCCCAAAAUCGCCUCGGAGCGCACCGAGGAACGAUGAAAAAAAAUAAUAAUUCUGCAAAAAGGGGGAACCAGGAUGGAAACCAGCAACCUGCGCAGCCGGAGAAGGUCGGCUGGGUGCGGAAAUUUUGCGGGAAAGGCAUUUUUAGGGAAAUCUGGAAAAACCGUUAUGUGGUUCUGAAGGGAGAUCAGCUUUACAUCUCGGAGAAGGAGGUAAAAGAUGAAAAAAACAUACAGGAAACGUUUGAUCUGAGUGACUACGAGAAAUGUGAAGAGCUCAGGAAGUCCAAAAGCAGAAGCAAAAAGAACCACAGUAAAUUUACCCUUGCCCACUCCAGGCAGCCUGGAAACACGGCACCAAAUCUGAUCUUCCUGGCUGUGAGUCCAGAAGAGAAAGAGUCCUGGAUUAACGCCCUCAACUCUGCAAUCACACGUGCUAAAAACCGGAUCUUGGACGAGGUCACCGUGGAAGAGGACAGUUUCCUUGCCCACCCUACACGUGACAGAGCCAAGAUCCAGCACUCCCGGCGCCCUCCCACGCGGGGUCACCUCAUGGCUGUGGCAUCUACCUCAACCUCUGACGGAAUGCUGACCCUCGACCUGAUCCAGGAGGAAGACGCCUCUCCGGAGGAUCACGGCACCUGCGAGGAGAGUUUCCGGGUGGAUCUGGACAAAUCCGUGGCACACCUGACCGCGGGGCGGCGCCGCUCGGACUCGGAGAACACCAAAUCAUCGGAGAAAGGGCGGACAGGGAGCCUCCCCCGACAGGAGGCGACCCCGUGGGACAGAGCCGGGCAGCGCAAUGACUCCUUUGACAGAGGGACCAUGUACACACCGCAGGUCCCCAAAAAGCUCUCACACUCAGAAAAGAAUAAAUGUGCCUCCAUGGAAGAAAUCCUGUCCCGACGGGACUCUUCCACACAUCGGGCGGUGCUGAGGAAGGGGCUGGAGGCUCAGUUUGCCUCGGCAGAGCCGGAGCAGCUGACCCGGAUACAGGAACUGGUUGCACUGAAACUGGAAAAAACUCAGGAACUGCUGACAGAGGUGAAGGGCUACGGGGAAGGCAAGAAAAAGACCAAGGACUCCAACACCAGCACCACCAUCACCACCACCUCUUCUUCCUCAUCGUCUUCUUCCAAGUCGGACUCUGAAAGGAUCCUGCAGGAAUCUGAGAGGCUGCUGGGGGAGGCUUCCUCCACCUGGAGCCAAGCCAAGAGGGUGCUGCAGGAGAUCAAAGAGCUGAGGGACCUGUACAAACAGUUUGAGCUGCAGCAGUCAGACUCGAAGCCCAAACAGAGCUCACAGUCGCAGUUUAGGAAGAGCAUGAUGUGAAGGCAAGCCUUGGGAUGGGAGGGAGGGACUGGGAAGGGCGGCCAUCUGGUCUUUUUUUUAAUUAUUACUAUUAUUUACAGUGUUCAAAAGAGUGAAAAGGUGCCUGCUCUCACCCAAAUUUGCUUCUCAAAGCUUGGACCCUUCCUUUCCUCCAUCGCAUCCCCUGAUGAAUCAACCCAGUGUUCCAAUAAAUCAGUUGCAGUUUAUA